AUAAAAUAUAAAAAUAGUAAAUUAAUAUAAAAUAAAAUAAAAAAAAAUAAAAAUAAUAUAGCAGAAGCAGUAUAACAAAACGAAAAACAUAAGUAAUACAUAAUAAGAAUUAAAUUAAAAUAUAAAAAUUUACUGUUAUAAAAAAUAUACACAUACACAUAAUAAUAUAAGCUAUACUAAUAAAAAAAAGAAGUAAAAUAAAUAAAUAAAAAGAAAAAUGGGGGAAGAAAUAGCGACUGAUACAAAUGAAAAGCCGGAUAUGACAAGUUUUGGCAAAUUUUGUCGUAAUCGUGGAAUUAAUCCAAAUUUAAUUAUGUUAAAAAUAACUUUAUUCGUUAUGUAUGGAGCGACCUCAUCUCUCUUACCAUAUUUAACAAUUCAUAUGCAAUCGAUUGGAUUAACAGUUGAAGAAAUUGCCAUUAUUUAUUUAGCAUUACCGUUUACGACAUUUUUAAGUCCCCCAAUUACAGGUUUUUUGGUUGAUAAAUUCGGAAAAUACAAGCCAGUUGUUGUUAUGAGUUUAGUUUUAAAUGCGAUAUUUCAUCAUUCGUUGCUGUACAUUCCGCAACAGGAAAUUCCAGGUACAAUGCCAGCCGCUUAUGUUAUUCGUCAUCCAGACACUGGGGAUGCUGAGCUUUGGUGGUCACCAUGUCCAAGUCGUGAAUGUCCCGAAGAAAAAGAAAUGAUGUUAAUUGUUGACCAAUGUUUUGAUCAUUGUUUAUUAUUUGAACAAAAUCCAAAAAUAGAAAUAUUAUCACCAAAACCAUCCGGCUCGGUUGGAAAACGUGUACCAAAAGCUAAUUCGCUAAAGACAGCUACAACCACAACAACAACAACUACUGUACUUACAUCAACAACAACAGAAUUACCGACAACAACUGCAAAAAUACAGGAGUUAUUAACCACAACUACAAUAACAUCAGAUACACCGGACGUGCCAAAUACAACAAUUUUACCUUUUACAGUGCAAUCGGAAACAGUUGAUUAUUCAACUUUAGAUUUGUUAACAGUAACAGAAGCUUCUACAACUCAAUCAAAUAACAUAACGACAACAGAAUUUCUUGAAAAUAUUACAACUACUGUUUGGCCUCAAGUUUUGGAAUCAUAUAAAUUUGUGCUGCUUAUGCAUCCAGAUUUAGCUGAACCGACUGAACAUCUUGGUAUAGAAAUUGAGCAUGACGAUAAUGAAACAGUAACAAAUUUAAAUUCUCGCUUUGGAAUUAAACUGUUAAAUAAAUUUGGAGUUAAUUAUACUGCAUUAGAUGAUGAAGAUGUUCGUUGUGGUGGACUUAUUACAGAGACAAAUAAAACAAUUAAUAGGCAAAAAUUGACUGAUGCCACAGCUGAAUGUAUUAUUCAAAGGUGUAGAUUUGUAGAAAAUGGACCGGAUAUUUGUCCACCAGAUUAUAUUGAAAGUGAUGACACAAUAUUUUGGAUUUAUUUUGUAUUAAGAUUUCUAGCAACAAUUAUGUUAUCAGCAGGAGUAACCAUAAUGGAUCCAAUUGCACUUACAAUGAUAGAAAAAUAUGGUGGUGAUUUUGGACGUGAAAGAUUAUUUUCAAGUAUUGGUAUGGCUAUUUUUUCGCCAAUUACUGGUAUCAUGAUUGAUUACUCUUCAACUGGACUUGGUUACACUGAUUAUUCUGCUGCAUUUUACACCUAUGAUGUUUUAUUAACUAUUUCAAUAUUUUCGGUUUGUUUAAUGCCAUUAGGUGAUAAAUUACCAGCUGAUAAUGUAUUCCGAGAUUUAUGGAAUUUAUUAAGAAUGCCACAUGUUAUCAUAUUUAUUCUAUUUUUAUUCGCUUUGGGUAACUUUUGGGGAUUUAUUGAAAGUUUUUUAUUUUUAUAUUUGAAAGAAUUAGGAGCUCCAAACUAUUUAUUAGGUAUUACCAUAACAGUUGGAACUGUUAGCAGUAUACCAUUUUUGUAUGGGGCCGAAAAAAUUACCAGAAUAUUUGGACAUGUUAAUUUAAUUAUUAUUGCUUUCUUUUCGCACGCUGGACGUUUGGUUGGCUAUUCCUUUAUUGAGAAUGCAUGGUGGUGUUUUCCUUUUGAAGCAAUGGAAGCUCUAUCUUGUCACUUAAUGUGGGUUGCGGCGGCAACAUAUUGUUCAAUUUUAGCACCUAAAAAUUUAUUAGCCACAUUAAUAGGAGUUCUUGGAAUGGCUCAUUUCAGUUUAGGUAGGGGUAGUGGAUCAUUUACUGGUGGUUUAUUAAUUGGUCAUGUAGGAACUCGUGACGCGUUCCGUUACAUGGGAUUAUUAGCCGUCGUUGGCGGUAUCGCUUAUGGUUUAUUACAUUUAAUUUGGUUGAGAAAAUUUGAUCAUCAACUUGAUGAUAAAGAUGAUGGUGAUUAUGUUGAAGAUGUUGAAGACCCUGAAUGUGAAAAAUUAACAGAACCAAUGAAAAAAGAUGCUGGUACUUCUAUGUCACAAGAACGUUUAUGUUUAAUGAUCAAAUAUAAUCAAAUUGGAAGUCUUACUUCAUUACCAAGAGGAUCAAGAGUUGAUAUCCAUGAUCAUGUACUGCACAGGCGUAGUAGUUAUAAUAUAGAAUCAAUGAAAACUUCAAAAACAAGUACUGGUGGUAGUGCAUCAAAAGUUGAUUUGUUAAAAUCAGCAUUAGAAAUAAAUCAUAAAGUAUCAAAUAAUUCAGUAUUAGGUAAAAAUGAAAUUACAUCAAAUAUUUCAUUAGGAAGAAAUCGUGCCGAUAGUGCACCAAAAUUAAGUACGAAUUUAAAUUCGAAAAAUGUUUCACAACCAGCUUUAGAAGCUGUUGUAUUAGAAGGUAUAGAAUCGAAAUUUUAUCGAAGUAAUAGAAUGAAAAAAUAUCCGAGUGGAAUAUUACCGGUAGUUCAAGGAACAGAAUUUAAAAAAUCUCCUUCAAUAUUAGUUUCGGAUGAAGAACGUCGUGAAUCGAUACCGGAAGAGAAUGAAACAUCAAAUCAUAAAAUACAAAAUGAAAAAAAUGCUCCAACUAUUCAAGAAAGUAAAACGUGAUUUAAUUCAAUAAUAGAAUUAAUAAUAAUAUUAAUGCCAAAUUUUUAAUAAAUUAUAUUAAAAAAAAAAAAAAGAAUAAUAAUUUUAUUAUGUUAAUGUUGUUAGUUGAAAAAAAAGGAAGAAAAGAAAAGAAAGUAUGAAACAUAAAAUUGAAUUUUUAGUUUUUCAAAGGAGAAAAUUUUUUAUGUUUUUCUUAUUUUUUUCUUUUUUUUUUUUUUAGUUUUUUCUCGUUAUUAUUUUCUCGUUAUGUUUUAGUUUUAUGCUACUUGUAUUAUAUAUAUAAGUUU
This is a messenger RNA of Condylostylus longicornis, 3285 nucleotides long. RefSeq lists its product as uncharacterized. The coding region runs from base 218 to 2998 and encodes 926 amino acids. The record is from RefSeq and is a predicted model, not a curated record. The transcript is spliced from 13 exons. Gene Ontology annotation, cellular component: membrane. NCBI's taxonomy places the organism in Eukaryota, Metazoa, Arthropoda, Insecta, Diptera, Dolichopodidae.